CCCUAAGACUUUUGAUUACUUCGAAGGCUUAAUUGCAAACAAACAAAAAUGACCAUGAUUCCUCCUGUUGAAUCUUUGCUCAAAUACAACAACCCGGAGCUUGUGAGCGAGGACACCGAGAACGAGAACUCACCAACGAAUGAUUGCUUUGCUGGGUAGGUAUAACAAAAAACCUCCAGGGUCCGGGGUUCGAGUCCCGCCGGGGCCAUGUGUGUGUGGAGUUUGCAUGUUCUCCCCGUGCUGCCGGGGUUUCCUCCGGGUACUCCGGUUUCCUCCCCCAAGUCCAAAGACAUGCAUGCAGCCUGCCAUCUCUGAUCCAGUUCCACCUCCACCCAAAUCCACAAGCCCUUCACCCAGUGCCAUUGAACAGCAAACAGAGGAUAUUCUUAAUUCCAUCCUACCACCAAGAGAAUGGAUGGAGAAUGAUCAGCUGUGGGUACAGCAGGUGUCCAGCACGCCAUGCACUCGGUUAGACAUCAUUCACCUGCAAGUGGAACUGGAUCUCAGACUGCAGCAGAGACAGGCCAGAAAGACGGGCAUUUGCCCCGUCCGCAGAGAGCUCUACACAGAGUGCUUUGAUGAGCUCAUCAGACAAGUUACCAUCAACUGUCCUGAGAGAGGACUGCUGCUUUUACGAGUGAGAGAUGAGAUUCGCAUGACCAUUGCUGCCUAUCAGACCCUGUAUGAGAACAGUGUGGCCUGUGGCAUGAAGCAAGCUCUGCAGGUUGAGCAACAGAAGACAGACACUGAGAAAAAUAUUGUAGAACUGGCGAAUGAGAAGAGGGAACUGGAAAGACAGGUGAAUGAGCAGAAGGCUAAAUGUGAGGCAAUUGAGAAACGAGAAAAUGACCGGCGACGGGUUGAAGAGAAGAAUCGCACCGAAGAGAUCCAGUGUCUCAACCGCAUUAACCAGCAACUGAAGGCGCAGUUUAAUGCAAUCUUUGCCAAAAAGUAGCUAUAUGUCAUGUAUCAAGGAAGGAACUCUGGACUUCAUUUCCCAGCAGCACUGUACUACACCGUACUACAUCAAUGUCACAUGACCACCUGCACCCAUAUCACUUAAGAGCACUCCUAUAUAUAGCCACUGUUUGCACUGCUUCCGUUUGUCUAACUUUACCUUUGUCCCUGUUACCAUGUUUUGUUUCUUAGUUUAUGUUUAGCCUUAGCCACAGUAUUUUGCCUUGUUGUCUUUGUCUUUUGUAGUUUGUUGGGUUAUCUAUUAAAUGUUUGAAAUUCUGCGUACGCAUCCAUCUCCACCUUUGAAUCGUGAACGUAUGACCUAACAAUGGAUGCAGUGGAAUUUUUCAGGGUCCAGGAGUCCCGGUACAAAUGGGAGACUUUUAACUGGGCUGGUACCAUCUCCCACACUCUCUCUCCUAUUAUGGAUCUAGUCCAGCAAACAGAGUCAACGGGGAACAUCAGUCAGCCUCCCUGCUUGUCUGAGGACGCCGAUCAGCCUUUCUGCUCGGCUGAAGUCGUUGCUCGGUCAUCCUGCUUCGCUGAGGACGUCGCUCUGCCUCCAUUUUCUGCUGAAGAUGUCGCUCCUCUUCUUUGCUGCACGCCGUAUGUCACUCCCCCUUCCUGCUCCACGGAGGGCAUCAUUUCCCCCUCGUGCUUCGCAGAGAGCGUCGUUCCUCCCUUUGGCCUCGCGGAGAACCUCACUCCCCUCUCUGGCCUAGUGGAAAUCUUGGAGCUUCCCUCUGGCCUCGCGGAAAUCUUUGAGCUUCCCUCUGGCCUCGCGGAGAACCUCGCUCUCCUCUCUGGUCUUGCGGAGAACCUCGCUCCCCUCUCCGGCCUCGCGGAGAACUCUGCUCCCCCCAAAGAGAGCGGCACUCUCCCUUCUAGCAUCAUGGGGAACAUUGCUUCCCCCUCAGGCUCCGCCUUGAGCCUUGUUCCUCCCGCUGACUGUGCAGUGGCCAUUGCUCUGCAUUCAAGCCGGGCCGGGGAUAUCAUGCCCGAGUCUGCUGACACAGACAACCAAGCUCUGCCUUCCUGUCCAGUUGAGGACGCCGCCCUGCUUACCUGUCCCGCUGAGGACGUCGCUCUGCUUACCUGUCCCGCUGAGGACGUUGCUUUGCUUUCUUGCUCCGCUGAGGACGUCGCUCUGCUUACCUGUCCCGCUGAGGACGUCGCUCUGCUUUCUUGCUCCACUGAGGACGCCGCUCAGUCUUCUGGUUCAGCUGGGGACAUUUUACCCAGGGGGCCAGGACCGCCAGAGGGAGGGAGUGCAUUUUGGCACUCCGGGAGAAGCGCCCUUGCGGGGGUUCUAUCAUGUAUCAAGGAAGGAACUCUGGACAUUUCCCAGCAGCCACUGCACCUUACUACAUCAAUGUCACAUGACCACCUGCACCUGUAUAAUGUUUCUGUUUAACGAGUACUCCUAUAUAUAGCCACUGUUUGCACUGCUUCCUUGUCUUACGUUUGUCUAACUUUACCUUUGUCCCUGUUACCAUGUUUUGUUUCUUAGUUCAUGUUCAGCCUUAGCCACAGUAUUUUGCCUUGUUGUCUUAGUGCCUUUUGUAGUUUGUUGGGUUAUCUAUUAAAUGUUUGAAAUUCUG
Messenger RNA from Ictalurus furcatus (blue catfish), 2558 nucleotides. RefSeq names its product axonemal dynein light intermediate polypeptide 1-like. The coding region runs from base 140 to 955 and encodes 271 amino acids. The record is from RefSeq and is a predicted model, not a curated record. Gene Ontology annotation, cellular component: filopodium; axoneme. Lineage: Eukaryota; Metazoa; Chordata; Actinopteri; Siluriformes; Ictaluridae. Gene Ontology annotation, molecular function: dynein heavy chain binding. The transcript is spliced from 7 exons.